AUGGAUUGCAUUUUCAGCGUAUCUGGUUCGGCGUCGUCGUCGCACGCCGGAAGUACACCGCCUACCACAGCCCUUUCGCGCCCCGGCGAUUCUGAGCGAGCGACCCCCCCGGAGCGCCAGAUCCGCGCGUCGUUCACCGACUCGACGGUGCGCGUGUAUCAGGCGUACAGCCGCACCAUCGCCGCUCCCGCCGCGCAAUGCCACAAUUUCGCGAGCAGCCCGGGAUUCAAGCUGGGCCGGAUGACGUGGAUCAAGCCGUCCUUCUGCUGGAUGGCGUACCGCGCGGGGUACUCGUUCAAGGACGCCAAUCAGGAGCGAAUCCUGGCCGUAGAUCUAAAACGAGAAUGCUUCGACCGUAUUCUUGAAUCAGCAGUUUUAGCGCAUGAUCAGAGCGACGCAUCAGCGAACGCGGCGAGGACGGGCAACAACGACACGCAUCACCUUGCUAUCAGGGGAACCCGUCCCGACAGCAACAAUCGCAGAAAUGCGAGUCAGGUGGUGGUGCAGUGGGAUCCGGAGCGCGACGUGCUGUUGAAUCGCCUCAACUACCGCUCCAUUCAAAUCGGGCUGCGAGGCGACGUCGCGGCGGCGUACGCACGGGGGGAGUACAUCGAGCGCAUCGCUGACGUCACCGAGCUGUUUCGCGAGGUGCACCGGCUGGGCGUGCGCGAGGGGAGGGUGGAGGAAGCGGCGAGGCUGCUGCCCGCGGAAGAGGAGUACCCCGUGGCGCCAGCCGUGCGCACCGCGCUGCGCAUGGACGCUCCGCUCGCGGGGGAGGUAGUCGCUAGCUGA
Messenger RNA from Closterium sp. Yama58-4, 792 nucleotides. NCBI's taxonomy places the organism in Eukaryota, Viridiplantae, Streptophyta, Zygnematophyceae, Desmidiales, Closteriaceae. The record is from the annotation of a GenBank genome assembly.